This is a messenger RNA of Brassica oleracea var. oleracea, 1335 nucleotides long. RefSeq lists its product as uncharacterized. The coding region runs from base 1 to 1335 and encodes 444 amino acids. Gene Ontology annotation, molecular function: zinc ion binding. NCBI's taxonomy places the organism in Eukaryota, Viridiplantae, Streptophyta, Magnoliopsida, Brassicales, Brassicaceae. The record is from RefSeq and is a predicted model, not a curated record. The transcript is spliced from 3 exons.
AUGGAAAUUGCUUUGGAAUAUGCCAAAGGAAACUCACUAGGCUCUUACAAUCUACUUCCUGAUUACCUCCAUAAACUAGCAGAAGAAAACCCUGGAACCCUAGCUGAGAUUGAAACUGAAUACAACGAGAACAUAGGAAACAGGUUUAAAUUCAUGUUUCUAGCUAUGGGUGCUUCUAUUAUGGGAUUUGAGCACAUGAGAAAAGUUGUAGUUGUCGAUGGAACCCAUUUGAGAGGAAAAUAUGCUGGGUGUCUUCUAACUGCAUCUGCCCAAGACGGCAAUUACCAAGUGUUUCCACUAGCCAUUGCUAUCAUCGACAGAGAAAAUGAUAACUCGUGGGAGUGUUUCUUCAAAAAGUUACAAGCAUUCGUUCCAAAUACACACAAUAUCAUGUUUGUAUCUGAUAGACAUUCAUCUAUCUAUUACAGAUUGGCCAAGGCUUAUCCAGAAGCAAAACACUGUGCAUGCAUCCUUCAUUUAAAGAGAAAUAUCAAGACUUAUUCCAAAGAUAAGAAUCUAGGAUUCUUGGUUGCAAAAGCUGGAAGGGCAUAUAGGUUGGCUGACUUCUACAAGAUUUUCAAUGAGAUAAAACAUGUCAAUGCCUCUUGUGCAUAUUAUCUAAUUGGAAUAGGAUUUGAGCAUUGGGCACAUUCCCAUUUCCCCGGACGUCGUUACAAUAUUAUGACGAGUAACAUUGCAGAAUCAUGGAAUGCAGUGCUUCGUGAGGCCAGAGAAUACCCUAUGUUGGCCCUUGUAGAAUUUAUUAGGGCAAAGCUAAUGUCUUGGUUUUCUACUAGGGGCUCAACAAUCUCAGCAAGUUUAGACAAUUUCACACCGAAAGUAAUGGAAAUUCUCGUAGUUAAUUUCGAGUCUUCGGCAGGUUUCGAAGUGAAGAAAAUAAAACACUUGGAGUAUGAAGUACGGAACAAGGAAGAGUGUUCUUUCCACGUCGACAUUUCCAAACGAUUUUGUUGUUGUUUUGAGUUUCAACUCCUCGAAAUUCCUUGUCAACAUGCAAUAGCAGCGGCCAUCGUAGCCAAGGUAAAAGUCGAUUCAUUGGUAGCUGAAGAGUACACCCAGAAUGCAAUGGUUGCUGCCUAUGUGGGCAGUGUCGCUCCAGUGAUUCAUACCGAUAAUAUCAUAGAACUCACUGGUCAAUUGUCAGAGUUAGAUAUGCUUCCACCAUCUAGCAGGCGUCCCCCUGGCCGUCCACGUAAGAAACGUUUCCUAUCUCGUGGCGAAGUUCGUAUGAAGACACCAAGAAGACAUACUGUAUGUAGUCGUUGCAAAGGUUGUGGUCACAAUCGUGCAACAUGCAAAACCCCUAUCAGUUAA